ACGGUGCAAAAUAUUAAAUAGACCUAAUUUCAAGGGUGCAAAGUGGCAAUUACUCUGAAUACAACAACAGAUUACCUCUGCUUUUGGUAAUCUCAGCCAGAGAAAAAAUGGCGACAAUGGCUCAGCUUUGCUGCUCUCCUCUUUCCGGUCACUAUUUCCUUAUCAAUACCUCCCCUCUCUCCACCACCAGAUUGGGCAAUUCUACUAUCUCCAACACGAUUUCAUUACAAUGCAGUAAAACCAAAUCUCACACACCCUGCGCCGCCGCCGCCGGCGGAGAUAGCGGCGGCAUUGGACGAAGUAACGGUGGCGGCGGCGGAGGCGGUGGAGGAGGAGAGGACUCCGAAAGAAGCGGUGGAGGCAGUGGUUUUGGACCCAUCGGAGCUCUAUUAAACGGGUGGAGGGCUAGGGUUGCGGCGGAUCCACAAUUUCCGUUCAAGGUUCUGAUGGAAGAGAUCGUCGGCGUGAGCGCUUGUCUCGUCGGAGACAUGGCUUCCCGCGCCAAUUUCGGCCUCGACGAGCUCGAUUUCGUCUUCUCCACCCUCGUCGUCGGCUCGAUUUUGAAUUUCCUGCUCAUGUACAUACUGGCCCCAACCCUAUCCUCCUCGGCCCAAACCCUACCCGCCAUCUUCGCCAAUUGCCCCACGAGCUACAUGUUCGAACCCGGUCCGUACACCCUGCUGAACCGGCUCGGCACCUUCGUCUACAAAGGCGCCCUGUUCGGCGCCGCCGGGUUCGCGGCCGGAUUCGUGGGAACCGCCAUAUCGAACGGGCUGAUCAAGACGAGGAAGAAGAUGGACCCCAAUUUCGAGACGCCGAACAAGCCCCCGCCGACGAUUCUGAACGCCGCCACGUGGGCGGUUCAGCUCGGACUGAGCAGCAAUUUCAGGUACCAGACAUUGAACGGAAUCGAGUUUCUGCUGGCCAAGGGUUUGUCGCCUAAUUUUUUCAAGACGUCCGUGGUUGUUCUGAGGUGCUUGAAUAAUGUUCUCGGUGGAAUGUCCUUCGUCGCCAUGGCUAGGUUGACGGGUUCGCAGGUUGUCGGAAAAGAGAAGGCGGAUUCAUAAAGCUUUUGAGUAGAAUGAAUUAUUCAAGAAAAAUGUGAUCUUUGAUGGUUGUUUAGAGGGUUUUGGAGUUAGGUUUAACAGUUAAUUAAUCUCGUUUUGUGUUUUGGUUUUAUAAUUGUUUUUCCUUAAUUUUCUUUUGUAAAAUUGACUAAAGCUAAAUUGGUGUUUGUAAGAUUUUUGGGAAGGGUUCAUUUAAUUAAAACAUAACUUUGCAU
This is a messenger RNA of Erythranthe guttata (spotted monkey flower), 1282 nucleotides long. The record is from RefSeq and is a predicted model, not a curated record. Lineage: Eukaryota; Viridiplantae; Streptophyta; Magnoliopsida; Lamiales; Phrymaceae.